AAGUUUAUCGGCAUCGGUGCAACCUUGUGCCAACUUUUGGGAGCACUCGUGUGGAGGUUGGUUGAGAGAAAAUCCUAUCCCAGCUACCAAAUCCAAGUGGGACAUCCAGGAACAACUCAAGUAUCAAUCUCUCGCCGAGAUGCGCUCGAGUUUAAGCACCAUGGACGAGCCUCAGGACUCGAACAGCAUCGAGUGGAAGCUGCGUACCUUCUACUGGUCCUGCAUGAACAUGGGGUCCUAUCUUAAGAACGCCAUCACCCUCCUCCGGCGUACAAUCAUCACAGACUUGCAUGGCUGGUACCUUCUACGGGACACGUGGGACCUCCGGCGCUGGGACUUCGAUGUCGUGCUCACCAAACUACACGCCGAGUUCGGAGUGUCUCCGUAUUUCCGCAUCACUGUGGUGCCCGACCCUUACAAUGAGGGCAAGAACAUCAUUAAGUUGGUGCCUUCGGGCUUUUCGAUGCCUCACCGCAGCUACUAUGAUCGUCUUCCUAAUAACGACUUGGAGAAAGCAUUCAAACAAUACGCGAAGGAUACAGCCAAGAUGUUUGAAGCCAGCGGACCUGAUGCCCUGGAGUUUGCCUCACAUUUAUACUACUAUGAGAGCCGCAUUGCAGAAAUAACUCCACCUCAGUCCCAUCUCGAUGACCCUAUAGCGUCUAACCUUAAGAUCAACAUUGGAGUGCUCGGCAUGAUGUCAUCCAGCAUACCAUGGCUGGACCUUCUAAGGAACGUGUUCCCCAGCAGCAAACUGGACCACAGGACCGAAGUUCUCGUUGUAUCACAUGAGUAUUUCUCCGAUCUCUCCAAGCUGAUCUCUACCACUGACCGCAGGCAGCUGAACACAUACCUGAUUUUCAACUUCGUCUCGUAUUAUCUGCCUUAUUUGCCUGACAAAGACAAAAGGGUUUUGGAUCUUUACAGCAGAGAAUUUACAGGUGCUCAACGGCCUCUGGAACGAUGGGAGUUUUGCAUCCAGUCCACAUCACAAUUUUUCAGCUACGGUUUAGGUUCUCUGUACGAGAGAACGCCUGCGAGGAUGAAAAACAGGGACCCUACUAUUGAAACGGUCACGAAAAUAUUUAAUCAGAUUCGUCGGACUUUAACGAUCAGCCUCGCCCACAGCCGAUGGUAUCCCAUGGAGACCAAAGCAAGACUCAGCGCCAAGUUAUCGAACAUGAGCAUCACGGUUGGCUACCCAGACUCUCUGUUGGAUCGCCGGGUUAUCGAUGAACAUUAUAAAGACUUCACAAUCUUCACCAAAGACUUCUUCAAAAAUCUCAGAGACUCGAUUCUGAACGGACGGCGUCACAUGGAGAAGCAGCUUCUGGAACCAGAGACUGAGAAGCCGUGGAUGGCAGCUCUGGCUGGCGACAACAUCGCUUACGUUCACCCCUCCAACCGAAUUGUCAUCCCUCCACACUGGCUUAACCCACCCUAUUUUCAUCCCAACUACCCGGCGGCUAUGUUGUACGGCGGUAUCGGUGUUCGAAUCGCAAGAGAGAUGCUCCGAGCCUUCGACUCCGUGGGACUGUCCUGGGACAGCCAUGGCCGACUGGUUACUCCAACGUCGUACACUAAUAGGACUGUGGAGAAUUUACGAGGCGUGGCAGAGUGCGUGGCAGCUUCCACAUCCGACCUCUCGAUCGAAGACGAUAACGUCAUCCAACACACGGCCAGUGACACCGCCGCGGAGGUGGAUGCAGUCAGACAAACUUAUAAGGCGUACUUGUCGCUGAUGAAGCGUGAACCCCAGCCUCAAGCCGCGAGUUUUGAGCGUCUAAAUACCACACAUAUUUUCUUCUUGUCUUACGCGGGGAGUCUGUGCACGAAUACAACCACACAAAGGGAAGAUAUUGAAAGAACAUGUAAUUUGUCGCUUCUAGGACAUCCCAGGUUGAGCGCAGUUUUGGCACAACUGCCGGAGUUCAGCGAAGUCUUCGAAUGUAAUAGCGCCUCCCCGCACUACCCUCGCCGAGUGUGCACGUCCCUUCAUUAAUUGGUAAUUUCUGGUGAUAAUUAACUGUUCAAAAAGGUAGCACUCAGCCCGGUGGUGCCCUGCUUCACGAUCAGUUCGGUGGUGCGCAGCUUCACGAUCGGUCCGGUGGUGCGCAGCUUCACGAUCGGUCCGGUGGUGCGCAGCUUCACUGCUUCAUUCGCCCUGGUGGUACGUAGCGUCAUGAUCAGCCCGGUGGUGCGCAGCGUCACGUGGCCCGGUGGUGCACAGCGUCACUCGGUCCGGUGUGGCGCAGCGUCGCUCGGUCCGGUGAUGCAUAGCUUCACUCGGUCCGGUGGAUCGCAGCUUCACUCGGCAAUACACGGUCAAGUGCAGGCUGACACUCGGUGUAAGCUACGGCGCGAAUAAUGCCGCUCAGCACCGGCACCAACACUCUAUGUAAGGAACAGCACGAAGAUGCGGUGCAUGCGACGGUGCCAAAAUUCGAGCAGCCAAUCGACGACGGGGCCGAGUGACGGCGGCAACGCUCGGGCCAAGUGACGGCAGCACCCGGGACGAGUGACGGCGGCAACGCCCGGGCCAAGUGACGAUGAUAGCGCCCGGGCCGAGUGACGACGACCACGCCCGGGAAAAGUGACGGCGGCAACGCCCGGGCCGAGUGACGGCGGCAACCCCCGGGCCGAGUGACGGCGGCAACGCCCGGGCCAAGUGACAGCGGCAACGCCCGGGCCGAGUGACAGCGGCAACGCCCGGGCCGAAUGACGGCGGCAACGCCCGGGCCGAGUGACGGCAGCAACGCCCGGGCCGAAUGACGGCGGCAACGCCCGGGUCGAGUGACGACGGCAACGCCCGGGUCGAGUGACGACAGCAACGCCCGGGUCGAGUGACGACGGCAACGCCCGGGUCGAGUGACGACGGCAACGCCCGGGCCGAGUGACGGCAGC
Messenger RNA from Hyalella azteca, 2904 nucleotides. Its product is annotated as endothelin-converting enzyme 1. The coding region runs from base 140 to 2002 and encodes 620 amino acids. Gene Ontology annotation, molecular function: metalloendopeptidase activity. The transcript is spliced from 16 exons. Gene Ontology annotation, biological process: protein processing. The record is from RefSeq and is a predicted model, not a curated record. Lineage: Eukaryota; Metazoa; Arthropoda; Malacostraca; Amphipoda; Hyalellidae. Gene Ontology annotation, cellular component: plasma membrane.